Lepus europaeus (European hare) is the source of this 3664-nucleotide messenger RNA. RefSeq names its product carboxypeptidase X, M14 family member 2 (gene CPXM2). The coding region runs from base 1 to 2274 and encodes 757 amino acids. Lineage: Eukaryota; Metazoa; Chordata; Mammalia; Lagomorpha; Leporidae. Gene Ontology annotation, biological process: proteolysis. The record is from RefSeq and is a predicted model, not a curated record. Gene Ontology annotation, molecular function: zinc ion binding; metallocarboxypeptidase activity. The transcript is spliced from 14 exons.
AUGACCCGCCGUGGGGCCGCCGUGCCGGCGCUGGCCCUGGCGCUCCUGGCGGUGGCCCUGGCCUGGGUGGGAGCCCAGGGCGCAGCCCUCGAGGAGCCCGGCUACUACGCACAGGAUGUCUGGACACGGGAUCCCUACUACGCGCGGCCGGAGCCAGAGCUUGAACCCUAUUCGCCGCCGCUGCCCGCAGGGGCCGGGGAGGAGGAGCGCGAGCCGCGUCCGCCCGAACCCAGGCCGCCCAAGAGGGCGACCAAGCCCAAGAAAACUCCCAAGAGGGAGAAGCUGGCGCCAGAGACGCCGUCACCAGGUAAAAAUGGCAACAGAAAGGGCUCGAGGACCAGGAGCUCUGAGAAGGCCGCCAGCGACGAUCACGGUGUCCACGUGGGCCAUGAUGACGUCAGAGAGAGUUGCCCACCUCUCGGUCUGGAAACCUUAAAAAUCACAGACUUCCAGCUGCACGCGUCCACGGUGAAGCGCUACGGCCUGGGAGCCCACCGCGGGAGGCUCAACAUCCAGGCUGGGAUCAAUGAGAACGAUUUCUACGACGGGGCGUGGUGCGCCGGCCGCAGUGACCUGCACCAGUGGCUGGAGGUGGACGCCCGGCGCCUGACCAAAUUCACGGGCGUCAUCACUCAAGGAAGGAGCUCGCUCUGGCUGAGUGACUGGGUGACCUCCUACAAGGUCAUGGUGAGCAAUGACAGCCACACCUGGGUCACUGUCAAGAAUGGAUCUGGAGACAUGAUAUUUGAAGGAAACAGUGAGAAGGAGAUCCCAGUUCUCAACAUGCUGCCCGUGCCCAUGGUGGCCCGCUACAUCCGUGUGAACCCACAGUCCUGGUUUGACAACGGGAGCGUCUGUAUGAGGAUGGAGAUCCUUGGCUGCCCAUUGCCAGAUCCCAAUAACUAUUACCACCGGCGGAAUGAAAUGACCACCACCGACGACUUGGAUUUUAAGCACCACAACUAUAAGGAGAUGCGUCAGCUGAUGAAGGUUGUGAACGAGAUGUGCCCCAACAUCACCAGGAUUUACAACAUCGGCAAAAGCCACCAGGGCCUGAAGCUGUACGCCGUGGAGAUCUCGGACAACCCCGGGGAGCACGAAGUCGGUGAGCCCGAGUUCCACUACAUCGCGGGCGCCCACGGCAACGAGGUGCUGGGCCGCGAGCUGCUGCUGCUGCUGCUGCAGUUCCUGUGUCAGGAGUACCUGGCCCGCAACGAGCGCGUCGUCCACCUGGUGGAGGAGACUCGCAUCCACAUCCUCCCGUCCCUCAACCCCGACGGCUAUGAGAAGGCCUCCCAGGGGGGCUCGGAGCUGGGAGGCUGGUCUCUGGGGCGCUGGACCCAUGAUGGGAUUGACAUCAGCAACAACUUUCCCGACCUCAACACGCUGCUCUGGGAGGCAGAGGACCGGCAGGAAGUCCCAAAGAAGGUUCCCAACCACCAUAUCCCCAUCCCUGAGUGGUUUCUGCAUGAGAACACCACGGUGGCCGUGGAGACCAGAGCGGUCAUAGCCUGGAUGGAAAAGAUCCCCUUCGUGCUGGGCGGUAACCUGCAGGGGGGCGAGCUGGUGGUGGCCUACCCCUACGACAUGGUGCGCUCCCUGUGGAAGACACAGGAGCACACGCCCACGCCCGACGACCACGUGUUCCGCUGGCUGGCCUACUCCUACGCCUCCACCCACCGCCUCAUGACGGACGCCCGCCGGAGGGUGUGCCACACGGAGGACUUCCAGAAGGAGGAGGGCACGGUCAACGGGGCGUCCUGGCACACUGUCGCAGGAAGUCUCAACGACUUCAGCUACCUUCACACAAACUGCUUUGAGCUCUCCAUCUACGUGGGCUGUGAUAAAUACCCACACGAGAGCCAGCUGCCCGAGGAGUGGGAGAACAACCGGGAAUCCCUGAUCGUGUUCAUGGAGCAGGUCCACCGCGGCAUCAAGGGCAUGGUGAGAGAUUCCUACGGAAAAGGAAUUCCAAAUGCCAUUAUCUCCGUAGAAGGGGUCAACCACGACGUCCGAACAGCCAGCGACGGGGACUACUGGCGCCUCCUGAACCCGGGCGAGUACGUGGUGACGGCCAAGGCAGAAGGCUUCACCACGUCCACCAAGAGCUGUAUGGUCGGCUACGCCAUGGGGGCCACGCGCUGCGACUUCACCCUCAGCAAGACCAACCUGGCCCGGAUCCGGGAGAUCAUGGAGAGGUUCGGGAAGCAGCCCCUCAGCCGGCCAGCCCGGCGGCUGAAGCUGCAGGGACGGAAGAGACGGCAGCGCGGGUGACCUCCCGCACCCUUGGGACUCGUCUGGGACCCAUGCAGAUGAAGCCAGCCCCAGUAGUAGCUGUCCUGUAGUGGCCUCGCCCACUGGUGUCUUCUCUGUGAUCCCAGAGCCCCCUGCCCCCCACAUACACCCUGGGAGCGCGUGUGAACAUGGCCAGGCUGGACCCGAAGGCUGCUUUUUUUUUUUUUCCUUUAUUCCCAUUUACCAGGCGCUUGGGCAGAGCAGCAGACAAGCUGGUGGGAGGGAGAGAAGUCAGCCAGUGGACCUGGGAUUCAGAGAAGGAAGGAGCUGGCCCCCUCGGCCUCCUUCGGCACAGCCCCCACUGCCACCCCCCACCCCUUUGCAUGCCAGCAGGUGUUCCUGGGCAUCGGCAAUUAGCAACGCUGAAACACCGCGUUCCCCGGGCCCUGCUGUCCUGAACAUGACCGUUAGAGAUGCUCCCAGGCAGCCUGGGAGCGUCUCCCCUUGCUGGCCCCAGGACGUCCAGAGCUGCUGCAGAUGGCCCUGGCGUCCAUGACCAAGUGAGCAUCCGCAGUCCCUUGAAUGGGCUGUUUCCCUUUGCAACAAGACUGUGUCCCUGAAAGGGGAGGGACGCUGAGAUGAUCCGAGGGUGACGCUGGGCAGCGGUGCGGUCCUGGGGGCUUGUGUGCAGGCUCGGUCUGCAGAGCGGCCCCGACACCCCCGGCCCUGGGGCUCCCCGAGUGCCAGCUUUCCCAAGGGCCCACAUAACAGCCUGGCUCUCCUCUUCCGCCGGCUGGGACCUGCAGAGAGCCAGGAGGAGGCCGAGCUGUGAGCUCCUGUCUGCUCAGGGUGCUGCACCUGCCGCAGACCUCGACGCUCCCGAGCUGGCCCCACACCCGUGGGCGAGGCAUUGGCAUGCGUGGACUGCCAGGCUUCCAAGUUAAACUAAAUUUGGUGGAGAACUCCCAGGACUGUCUGCGAUUCAGGAUCGUGGGUUCGGGAGGGUGACUGAAGGGCCAGCUCCAUCUCACUUCCCAUCCAAGCUGCUGCCUCACUCACCUGGGACGGAUGAAAAAAUAAAGCAGGCAGAUGUGAGUGUUUUCUGCAGUGGAGUUUCUCUGGAUAGACGCGGCCACCCAAGCACCGUGCCCUCUGCCUCUGACGUUGGGCACCCCAGAGAUGCUGCCUGCCUGGGAGUAGGCAACCUGUACCCCACAAAGUGGGGCAACGAGGCCAGCGCCUUCUGAGCAGAGAUGGGGGCCUGGGGCCACUGGUGUCUCUUAGGGAUGCCAGAGAGAGCAUCUUUCAGUAAAAGCCCUUCAUUUUUUUCUAUUUGAAAGGCGGAGAGGAGAGGGAGUGAUUGAUUCCAUCUGCUGGUUCACUCCCAAAUUUCUGCAGUAGCCGGUUCCAGGCCAGGAUGAAGCCGGCA